AUGAGAAUAAAGCGUCUAAAAAAAUACAAGAAGUUUGUGAACUUCUACAAAGUGGUCUACAAAUUCAAACCCCCUUUCAAGAUUCUAUUAGACGGCAACUUCUUCCACCAGGCAGUUUAGAAUGAGUUCAACCUGCGUGAGAACUUCUAUAAGAUUUUGGCAGAUACCCCUUUAACUCUGAUACUUAUGACUAAGUGUGUGUUAAGAGAAUUCGAAACACUCGGUCCAUCUGUGGUUGGGAAUACUUUGAAGGAAGCCAAAAAGAUAGUCAAAGAGUCUUGCAAGCACCCUGGUGGUAUACUUCCCCCCGAUGAGUGUAUCAAGAUCUUUAUUGAUAAAAAGAACGAAGCAAAGCAUUUCGUGUGCACCAACGACGAGGAAUUGAGAAACGAGCUGAGAAAUCUAGGCACAGUGCCUAUAUUCUUCUUCAAGCAUAAUAUACUAGUUAUGGAUUCCCCGACUGAGAUCACUGAGGAAAAGCAUAGGAUGAAAGAGCAAUUGAAGAACGAACCCACCAGACAGGAAAAAGUGUUUUUGAAGGAGCAAUAAGAAGAGAUUAAGGAGUUCCAAAAGCAAGAAAGGGAAAGAGAGGCAGCAAAGAGGAGAUUACAAGUCAAGGAUCUUUAUUGCAUGGGCAUCAAAACCAAACUAGCACUAGGCCCAAAUCCAUUGUCAGUUAAGAGAAAGCUAGGCGGGGGGAGUGAUGGAUCUGUUUUAAAGAAGAGGAGAAAGCGCUCUGGCAAGAGAAGUAAGUCACUAAGUGAAGGCAAGAGAUAAAAGCUAGAUGGAGAUUAGCCUUCUUAAUAACAAGAUCAAGUCACUAAAAUUGCUGCAAGCAUUUGA
Molecule: messenger RNA, 843 nt
Organism: Stylonychia lemnae
Lineage: Eukaryota; Ciliophora; Spirotrichea; Sporadotrichida; Oxytrichidae
Source: the annotation of a GenBank genome assembly